Molecule: messenger RNA, 1513 nt
Organism: Suillus paluster
Lineage: Eukaryota; Fungi; Basidiomycota; Agaricomycetes; Boletales; Suillaceae
Exons: 14
Coding region: 452-1429 (325 amino acids)
Source: RefSeq, a predicted model, not a curated record
UUACUAAUCUAUUUACCUCUUUCUUGUCGACUUUCACUGGUAUGUAUGUACUUAGUGGGAGGCCUUACAGGUCAGUGUACCAAAUUAUUAAAUGUGUGUUCGCCCCCGCCAAUAAAUCGAGGCUGCCGAAAGCAAUGUACCCCCACUAGUUCCCAGAGUCUGAGACGCCUUGGACUCUUGGGCAGGUUGGGCGGUGUGUCGUAACGUCUUCAGGGCAACCCUUACCAAGUUGUGCAUCGCUUCAAGGCAACACUGGGGUGACUGGCAGUAGUCUCCGCCGAUCGUGUCCCUAACAAUAUGUGCAUUCUUGGCGACGCUGAAGGCUUACGCUCCCGAGCCGUGUCCGUAUACGCUAUUAAAGCAUACCAGCUCUCAAAUUUUAGCACUUGGUUUGUUGGCCUCACCAGCCCGUCGUCGCUAGAUCUGUCCUGCCGCUGUCCUGCAUCCACCCAUGCCGCUAUCCCUAGAAUUCAUGCAAGACCUCUGGGUGCGGAAAUCAUUCUCCGCAGCUGGCCACACUUUGCUAGUCUACGACUAUUUCCUGACUCUCGAGAAUGAAAUCUGGUACAUCUGGAACGCCCCCUGGACGGUCGUUAAAGUAUUGUUUCUUCUCAACCGAUAUGGAAACCUUAUUGGGCAGACUUUUAUCCGGCUGGAAGAGGCUGGUCUCCUCACACAUAAUUCUCAAGCGUUUUGCCAUCACUUCGCAGUUGCCACCACUUGCUUUAUGUUUCUAUCCGCAGAGACGAUUCAUAUACUUGUGCUGAUGCGUGCGUGGGCCAUCUGGGGAACUCGAAAGCGCGUGACAAAGAUCCUCAUCUGGAGCUACCUGUCGUAUGCCCUUAUCAUGAUGGGCAGUUCAGUGUAUAGUGUGAACGCUGGUCAUUUUUUAUUUCCGCAACUCGACGAGAUCCAGGUUUGCGUAGUGACAAUGCCAAAAUAUGUGUGGCUGGUUUAUUUCGGAAGCUUUGUUCUCGAUACAAUACUCUUUGUCUUGACAAUGCGAAGUCUCAGGAGAUACUCUAGGGAAUUUCAGAGUCUCUAUCCUUCUCAUCUCCUCCAUGUGCUCUUUAGAGACGGCGAGCAUGCUCUCUGGAGGGCUUCGUUUGCAACUGACCACAAUUGCAUAGCAAUCGUACUUUUUAUUGUUAGCAUCUUCAGCAGUGCACUGACCAUCGCCUCCUGGACUGCAUACUCGAACAAUCCCAAAUAUUUCCUUGCUAAAGGUUUUUCGAGUCCGUUACUCUCAGUAGCUGGUCAACGCCUAGUCCUGAACCUGAAAGGUCUCAAGACGCUUACCUACACGACCUACGAUCUCAGCCGUGAGGUGGAUCGGCAACUCGAAGCAUUUGCUGAAACAAACUCUUCGUCACCUCGAGGUCGGGCUGCCAUGGAUGCCAGUGACCCGGAAGGUGCACAUCAUAAGUGAGAUCAGGACAUCUGAGCCAAAUUUAAUCCCUGUUGUGCUGGGUUUUCAAGCUCGUUAUACAUAUGAUAACGAUCCGGAGCGAUU